UUUUCUUCAAUCAUUUCACACAGCAGUUCACCAAGUUCCUCCACUGCAGACAGAGACAGUCAUGUUGAUCUGAACAUUAGAGAAACUCAUCAUGGAGCUGAAAUAUCAUCCUGAUUCACUCAGAUGACACUUGAACAGCACACAGGUUUUUGUAGCACACUUUAUUGAUGUGUGGGUCGGGCUCUUACUAUCUCAUCUUUGGAUCUGGAACUGGACUGUUUGUAUCGGAUGAGUCCGUAGUGAAGCCCGUGGUGAGCGUGUACCCAGCAGCAUCCAGAGUCCCUGUGGAGAGGGGCAGCUCCCUGCUGUGUCUGGCCUCAGCCAUGUUUCCUCCUGUGGUCCAGUUCUCCUGGAAAAGACAGAAGAACAACGGACAACCAGAGAACCUUCCUUCUACUGGGACAGAGCAGCUGGAUCUCAGAGAGUCUGGACGCAGCGCCUCCAUCCUGCUGAUCCAUCAGCAAGAGGACAGCUCCUAUAAAUACAUCUGCUCAGUCAAACAUGAGGGGGGAACAGUGGAGGUCCAAACACAACAAGAGUUUGCUGCACUUCCAGCUGCAGGUUCCACAGCAGCUCUAACAUCCCAUCCAGCAUCUUCCAGCAUUCUAGCAGAGGGAACAGCCUCUGUUCCUCCUCUGGACCUGGUGAAGCUGUCCUUCCAGUCUGAGUGCAGGGUGAAGCUGCUCUGCCUGCUGUACACAGUGCUGAUAGUGAAGAGUCUGGUGUACUGCUGUGGACUCUCUCUGCUGAUGAUCCUCAGAAACAAGGGAGCAUCCACCAACUCCAAACAUGCUGACUGACUGUUUUCUGAUCCUCUUUUCUCUCCAUCAAAUCUCAUCCUUUCAUCUCAUUCAUCACUUUGAUCACAGCUCUCUAAUGCUCUUAAUGACUUGAUACAGAUUCUUCAUCAAACUGUAUCAGUAGAUGUUUUAUGAAGAUGUUACAUUGAUUUCUCCUUUUUCAUUUAAAUAUUUUUUAUACACAGUGAUCCAUCUUCUUUAAAUGUAACUGUUUUUAUUAAAAUA
Molecule: messenger RNA, 1025 nt
Organism: Oryzias melastigma (Indian medaka)
Lineage: Eukaryota; Metazoa; Chordata; Actinopteri; Beloniformes; Adrianichthyidae
Product: immunoglobulin lambda-1 light chain-like
Exons: 3
Coding region: 168-800 (210 amino acids)
Source: RefSeq, a predicted model, not a curated record